Messenger RNA from Pogonomyrmex barbatus (red harvester ant), 2113 nucleotides. Its product is annotated as CD63 antigen-like. The record is from RefSeq and is a predicted model, not a curated record. Lineage: Eukaryota; Metazoa; Arthropoda; Insecta; Hymenoptera; Formicidae. Gene Ontology annotation, cellular component: plasma membrane.
CCGAUUGCAAUCCGAAGCGGUUACUCCACCACAUAUCGCAUCUUCGGCUAACUUCGGACAGUUUCGCAGGCGCCGCGCGCGCGAAGCAUCGCUUGAAUGGAAUUUCAGUUGGAGAGUCGAACAGUUAAAUUCGAGUCGUCGGUCGUGUCGUGUGUUGCGUGCCGUUGCGUUCCGGUUGCGUCGCGCGUCGCGUUGCCGACUCCGUCUCGGCCGAUUUCGAUCUCUCACGUCUUCGCUCGCAAAGCGGUUUUCUUCACAUUGCGAGGCGCCGAGUUACAAAAUUGAUAAGCAAAAUGGGGUGCGCAAUGGGUGUAGUCAAGUAUCUGCUCUUCAUAUUUAAUUUCAUUUUUGUGUUAUGUGGUCUGGCCAUCUUGGUCAUCGGAGUUUUAAUACAAAUAGGAAACAACCAUUAUUCCAAACAUUUAGAUGAGAUUACAAAGAAUCUUAUGUUCCCAUCGAUCACAUUGAUCGUCAUUGGCUCCAUCAUCUUUAUCAUCGCCUUCCUGGGAUGCUGCGGUGCGAUUCGCGAGAGUCACUGUAUGAUGGUCACGUUUGCAUCUUUGCUCUUGACGAUCCUGAUCAUACAAAUAGCAGUCGCAAUCUACGUGUUCGUCACAUUGAAGAAUUCUGGAAAUAUCGAUUUUCGGAAUAUAUAUUCGAUUAACCUCUUCAACCACUACAAGGAUGCAAACACUGAAGCAAAAGAACUCGUAGAUGGCAUACAGGAUACAUUGGAAUGCUGCGGUGUCACUGGACCUUCCGAUUUCAAUACUAUACAUCACAUGUCUAUCCCAGGAAGUUGCUGCGGUCUUAAAGAGGAAACAUGUCCUGAGUCGGAUGCUUAUCAGCAGGGUUGUGCAGAAGCGUUGGAAGAUUUCUUCAAGAGCGCUUGUAAGAUAUUAGGUGGCAUCGCUCUGGGUAUCGCCGCUGCGGAGUUAAUUGGCAUUAUCUUCGCACUAUGCCUAGCUAAUUCCAUAAAGAACGCUGAACGCAGAGGCUAUAGUGUGUAAAAGUGGAACAUCGAAGGAUGGCGUAUCGUUCGAAAGGCUCUUUCAACAUGCAACAACAAUCUUACCUUCAUCUUAUUAUCAUCAGUGUAUUUACCUAAGAUGUGAUAGAACAUUUGCGCUUUACCAAUGGGAUAAAUUAAAUUUCUUUUUUCUUUUUGUAAGCGGAAUGGAACAGAGUAUUUCUUUAUGUUUUCAUUUUUAGCGUCGCUAAGUCGUAAUUAAAGUAAAACAUUAACUUAAACAUUUAGUUCGAUAAAAUAAUGUACUUUUGUUUUCUGUCUAUAAAAAUUUCAUAAAAAGUUCGGUGCACGACCUGACAAUGAAUAUUACUAUAACUUACGGUCUCUGACGUUUUCUUUUAUCUUUGUGAAAACUCCUUUUUUUAUACGGUUAUACAUAUAUAUAUAUUUUUUGAUACGGUAUCGCUUUGACUCAUGUUUAUACUGUUCUAGAUAAAAAUUUAAAAAGUAUUAAAAAAAAAGUUUUUGACAUAAUUGUUUGAUGUAUAUGUAGGAUCGUUAGUUUUUAAUACGGUCGUUAGUUCGUGAACAAAGAUAAUUAAAAUACCUUCGCGGGAAUGAAAAACAAAUGAAUGAGAAGAUUUUACAAAGUUAAUAUUGAUAUUUAGAUAAUAUUUUUUCAUACGAUGAGCUACACAAUCGUACCUGCGAAGACAUCACAUCGCUGUUAAAAACACAAAUGUAUCUUUAUAUGAAAUUCACUUUGUUUGUACAGCACAUAAUAACGGAUAUUGUCUACGGAUAUAUAUUAUACAUAUAUAUUGUUUUUUCAUAUAAUAUAAAAACUAUUAUAUUGAAAAUAUUGAAAAAAAUCCCAUUUCCGUGUCUGCGCAACAAAUAAAGUAUUGCAUAUGUAAUAUUUCUGCUUAGAUGCGACAACGAUAAAAUGUACAAAAAGCUGGGCAUAACCGAGAGAAUACGUAAGCGAUUAAUAAUUCAAAAUAAUCCAAAGUUGUGAUUUUAUUCGUUUAAUGUGCGAAAUUACUAUUGCUGCUGUUACUACUGUUGUUGUUGCCAGAAGGCGAAAUUGUAUGUCCAAUAUUUUGUAUUUAUGAAAUAAACGUAGACAAACGAAAACCUAAA